Molecule: messenger RNA, 1013 nt
Organism: Onthophagus taurus
Lineage: Eukaryota; Metazoa; Arthropoda; Insecta; Coleoptera; Scarabaeidae
Source: RefSeq, a predicted model, not a curated record
UCGAACACGGUGUACUAAGUCUAAAUAUAUCCUUCAGCAGAGAUACCUUAGUACGAAAAUAGACUUCUGGACCUGAAUAUCCGUUUUGUAACAAACCAAUUGGCAGCACUGUUUGUAUGUUUAUUUCGUGUGGAAUUACGAUUCGUUUUAGUCUAGUACAUUAUGGGCGACAGAAAGUGUAGUACAACAGAAAAAGAUGUUGAAAGACAACUGGAUGAAGUCAGUUUGAAAAUUAGCGAAUCUCAUAUGUCUUUAGGAAAGGAAAAACCGAAAAGAAUACCUAGUUUAAACGGAUCUGAAAUUUUGGUAUAUUUAGUCUUAGCUGCAAUGUUUGUAUUGGGAUGGUACAGUUUAAACAGUUGCUCGAUCAGCAGAAUGAUACCAAUCUAUCUGAUUGUCGGAGGUGCUGUGGGUUUGCUAAUCAAAGCUCUAUUGGCUACCACUAAUGUCUACUUGUUUAACAUAAUGGUUUCAACAAUAGCAUUUUACGUAGUAUGGCACGUAACCGGAAGUUACUACGUUUUCAAAGAGUACCAACCGAAUUAUGAUCCAACAAUUGGGCCGUAUUGCGACCGUAUUCCGUAUUUAUUAGCAUUUUGGGUUUUAAUUAUUCAAUACGCCUUGUUCGGUUUAUUCUUAGUAUUAACAUCUUGUGAAUACUUGAUGAAGAAAGAAAUAAAAACGUAGCCGAAUCUUUUUUUAACAUUUUUUUGGGCGAUACAAUUCGUUCCACAAAAUGGAAAUUAGACAUAAAUUUCCAAUAAGACGUAAUCUUCUCUCGACGAGAAGCCCGUUUGUUUCCGGGCUUUGACGGUAUUCGAUCAUCCGUCGUUACGAUUCGCUGAAUUCAAUUCAAGACAAUUGACCUGAUGCUGUUGUGAGAUAUUCGAGUUUCAGGUCGAGAGGAAUUAAAUUUUAAGAUAGUUUAAUAGAUUUUUUAUAUUAUUUUCAUUUAUAAAUUCAAUAAAUUUUUAUCUUUAUAAAGCUGUGUAUCACUAAAACCUAGUCAGUCC